Molecule: messenger RNA, 2376 nt
Organism: Mizuhopecten yessoensis (Yesso scallop)
Lineage: Eukaryota; Metazoa; Mollusca; Bivalvia; Pectinida; Pectinidae
Product: peroxisomal leader peptide-processing protease-like
Exons: 11
Coding region: 378-2078 (566 amino acids)
Biological process (GO): regulation of fatty acid beta-oxidation; protein processing
Cellular component (GO): peroxisome
Molecular function (GO): serine-type endopeptidase activity
Source: RefSeq, a predicted model, not a curated record
CCGCGCCCAUUCUAUUAUUCUCCGGUGUGAUGAAGUGUGGUUUACAUGAAAAUAAACUCAACAUGUUUUCUCGAGGGAAAAUGUUGCAAACAAGUGCAUUUCACACUGCAACAUUAACGUUACCCAUGAAUUGAUGACGUAGUACACAAAAUAACAGGUGCUUGUUUACUACAGGCACAGACGGCAGUUCAGCCUUCAGGUGCAGUUUCGUUUUGGUGGGAUCUAGAUUCCCUCCUGUAAGUGAUAACCAGACUGUGGGACACAUACCAGGGUAAACAAUCUAUAGAUGAAAACACUAGAAAUUAGCUGAAAGGGGUCAUGCAGUCAGUGCUGUCUUGUCCCUGUAAUGCCUUUCACAAAACGUUUUAAUCCUGAAAAUGGGGAAACUGAAAGAUGCAGAGCUUCCCUUGUCACAGCGCUGUUGUACACUGUCAAUAUCUCAUGGCAAGGAUGGGACAGAAAGCACAUGUUGUGGCCUUCUUAUCGACACACGACAUGGAAUCAUCCUCACCCAUGCAUCACUCUUGUCUCAGAUGUUGACAAGCAAUUCAGCUGUCCUCAGAGACUUAAAAGAAGAAUAUUUUUCUCAAUCAAAACAACUGUCUCGAUUUGAAGUUGAAGUGUUGUUUCAAAAAACUCAAGUGGAAAAUUUAGAGGAAAAUGAACUGUCUCAACCUUUAAACAAUAAGCUUGCACCAAAUUUUCUUAAUAGUGAGCUGAAAAGUAGUCCUGGAUUUGUGAUACAUAAUGCUUCUGUCCAGUGUAUUUUUCAAUGUUGGUCAUUAAGACAAGUUCUUUCAAAAUUAUUACCUGCUGGCAGUUGGGACUUUGUGGAAAACUUGACUGAUGUUGAUCAGGGGAACGAAAAAAGGGAGAAGAGAAAUCAGAACAGUCCUGAAUAUUACAGUUUGCUUCCAUGUUUUCUAUUAUUGAAAAUAAGGAACUGGAAACCAUUUGAGAGUGUUCUAGAUGUUCGCUUAUCUGUCAACAAUCAACAAGGGGACCGUGUAGAGAUCCAGUCUACUCCAUUCGGGAGUGUGAGUCCAGAGAUUUUCUUCAACUGCCGCAGCCAGGGAAUCAUAAGUAACCUAUCAGGAAAAAACAACAUCUUGAUUCUGACAGAUGCCAGGUGUAUCCCAGGAGCAGAAGGUGGCGCCCUCUACUUCUGUGAUGGAAAACACCGAGUUUUGAUGGGUAUUAUGAUAGCUACUUUGUGUUGGAAGAAUAACGAAUGGGUUGGACUAUCGUUAGCUGCCUCCUUGUCUGAGAUUCUUGACAGUCUGAACGACCUGCCAUUGAAAUGGUCCGAUGACACUUACUAUUCAGUCAACACACAUGGAAGUCAAUGGACUAUGUCAAAGGUCAUCAAAUCUGUUCAAGUCAACAUCCCACACAUAUCUGUCAAUGGAAACUGGGGCUCCGGCAUCUGUGUGGGCCACAACAAGCAAGGUCAAAGGGUCAUUCUCACCUGUAGUCAUGUGAUCGGCAAAGGUGAUCCCACCUCAGUGGAGGUGCUGUACAAGCCCGUCCAGACACCUUACCGAGCGGACGUGGUGUACCGUGUCCCUAUGGGUCAGCAGUUUGACCUUGGAAUCCUGCUGGAACAGAAGACAAGUACCUCCGAGCCAGGUAUCAAGGUCAGAAGGACAGGCACACUCAGACAAGGGGAAUCUGUAUUAGUGAUAGGUCAUGCUUUGUUUGGCAGAGGAUUUGACCUUGAACCAACUGUAACCAAGGGAAUUGUAUCAAAGGUCAUACGAGUCCGAAAUCAACCAGUGAUGAUACAGACAACAUGUGCUGUACAGGCCGGGGCCAGUGGUGGUGCGGUGGUGGACAUGGAGGGCAGGUUGGUGGGCCUUGUCGUCUGUAAUGCCAGAGAUACAUCAACAGGAGCCAGUUAUCCUCAUAUCAACAUGAGUGUUCCCAUAGCAACCAUCAUCCCUGUACUGGACUCCUACAUAGAGUCUGGGGACAAAUCGGUUCUGCGAUCCCUCUGCGUUAGAAAUCCAGUCAUACACAGCCUGUGGACAAUGGAGAAAUUUAAACAAGAUCCUCAAGUCUUAACCAGCAAAUUGUGAUACUGACAACCUUGUGAACAAUCAGAUGUGCCAAUUUGGUUUUUACCAUCUAUGAACAUUAUAAUACCAAAUAUAUAUAAAAUAUGUAUAUGGAAUGCUUUAUAAAUGUGACUUCAGUAUGGAUGCAGGUAUCUAGUAUGGAUAUGGAUAUUACAUUAUAUAUAUAUAUGUAUAUAUAUAAUGGUUGUGUGUGACAUGAGUUAUUUGACGUAUGCAUAUGUAUGGACACAUACUGGAACAUCUUAGUCAGGCCAAGUAUCUGGGUGUAACACUAUCAUCUGACCUUAAAUGGGAUUCA